AUGUCUAAUUGGAGUUCUGAUCAUGAGGUUGAUCAAAUCGUAGAGGAGGAAGUUGAUAGUAUAGUGGAAGGGAUUCAGUACAACUGCACUCAAGAGGAAGAACCACCAGCUCCAAUAUUCCGACGAGUGCACAUAAAUAGAGACCGCGAAGAAGGCCACACUUGGCAAUGGAAUGAUUAUUUUGGUGAGAAUCCGACUUACACUCCUGCUAUGUUCCACCGUCGCUUUAGAAUGAACAAACCAUUAUUCGAACGCAUAGUCAGUACUAUUGAGAAUGGAGUCCCGUACUUCAAACAAAGACGAGAUGCUACUGGAAGGCUCGGUCUUUCUGCACUUCAAAAAUGUUCAGCAGCUAUACAUAUGAUGGCAUAUGAAUGUUCGGCAGAUGCGGUGGAUGAAUAUUUACGACUAGCUGAAACAACCGCACACAAAUGCCUUGAAAAAUUUGUAGAAGGAGUUAUCCAUCUAUUUGGAGACAUUUAUCUCAGAAGACCUAAAACGGAAGACCUCCAAAGAUUACUGAAUAUUGGAGAACAACGCGGUUUCCCCAGAAUGGUGGGGAGCAUAGAUUGUAUGCAUUGGGAGUGGAAGAAUUGUCCAAUUGCAUGGAAAGAACAAUAUUCACGUGGAUCUGGAAAACCGACAAUCGUACUAGAGGCACUGGUAUCCCAAGAUUUAUGGAUUUGGCACGCAUUUUUCGGACCACCGGGUACGUUAAAUGAUAUCAAUGAUUUGGACCGCUCACCGGUGUUUGAUGAUAUCUUAGAGGGCCGAGCUCCAAGAGUUUCAUACGUUGUCAAUGGACAUCAAUACGAAAUGGCGUACUACCUCACUGACGGUAUUUAUCCCAAAUGGGCAACUUUCAUCCAAUCAAUUACACUACCACGUGGUCGAAAAGCUAAACUCUUUGCUCAAUGUCAAGAAGCAUGCCGUAAAGAUUGGAAGACGAACGACAUGAAUACAUUUCUACUAUCCAACGGAGUUCCAUCACGGCGAAGGAAGCAGAACUUCUCAUGUUGA
Molecule: messenger RNA, 1020 nt
Organism: Camelina sativa (false flax)
Lineage: Eukaryota; Viridiplantae; Streptophyta; Magnoliopsida; Brassicales; Brassicaceae
Source: RefSeq, a predicted model, not a curated record